CCUCUAUAAUUCGACAGACAUCGAGAUUUAUAUAUAUUGUUAUAAAUAUCCCAACCAUUUAUAGAAAAGAAAAGAGUUGGUUGCUGAAUAGCCACAUUGUGAAUGUUUCUCGAUUAACGAGUUGUUUGUUUAAGCAUGGUAUACCAAUGUUUUCACUAGUGAAAUGGUCAUCUUUAUUUGCCUUUAAAUCUGUUUGAAAUGACCGAAGUUCAAAACGCCAGUUCCAAUUCAAAUUUCGAUGCUGAACAGCUUGUAAAUAACGUGUUCAACGGAGUUCCAUGGAUUGAUUAUGUCAUACGUUAUAGACAAGUCGAAGAGCCACUUUGGGUGACUGUUGGAGCUAAUAGGUUACACCAGAUCCAGUAUCUUCUGUCUUAUAAAUUGGACCCGUUAAAAAAAGAGCCUCCAACAAUUGAUGAUCUCAAGUAUAUUUAUUAUGAAGAAAACACUCUUCCUAGCAUGAGUGAAAUCGCUGAAUACCUUGAAUUUCUCCCAAAUAUUAGACUUGUUGAUUUUGGUAAUGUUACUCGUUGGGAUGUGUGGAUCAGUGAUGCUUUAAAAGCCAGACCAAGACUAUGUGCCUUACGUUUUAACAACGACCAAUGGCUUCGUUUGAUGACUAGUGAAAUGGCUGAUAAAACUUUUCACAACAUUCGUGCUCUAUCCUCGCCAAUCUUCGAUGCUUCUAAAUUAGUCCGUCACGCACAAAGUUUGGAACAACUAUUCGUCCCAGAUAAAUCAAGUCGAGAUUUGAUUGAUACAAUCUUGUCCAGAGCAACCAAAUUAAGACGAUUACAUCUCACUAUAGCUUUUGAUAACAUAGCUAAUGCUAGUUCUAAUUCAAGAACCAACGGAGGAAUUGAAAUGCUCGAAGUCUGUUUAACACAUAGUGAUUUUCAUUUCAAAGAUGUUGAAACAUUUUUAAAUAGAUUCCGUCGCCUCAAGAGUCUUUAUAUCCACAUAAGUGCACACAAAUUCGAAGGCUCUCCAAUCAAAACGCCAACACAGCUACAUUCUAGUUUAGAGCACCUGGUUAUAACUUUUUCAUCAUCGGUUAUCAUUCGUGAUUGGAUUGGUUUCGAAUUAUUCAUAACAAAAUGUAAGAAUCUGAGGAAUCUGGCUAUUCGUAAUUGCUGUAUUUUAACUCCUACCGACAUUGUUAGGAUUGUACAAAGUUUACCUAAACUGAAUCUAUUUGAUUGCCGUGGUUGCAGCCAAAUCAAACGACCAAUCAAUCAAAUCGUCGCCUCAUGUCCUGCUUUAAAAAACCGUGCAAAUAUAACUUACGUUCAAAAUGAUACUCAGUGUAAAAUUCCGAAACCAUCAGCCAUUCAAACAGGAUUCGAUUUCAUGAACAACAUAUUUUACCAAGAAUUUGCUAAUAUUCCUCAAUUUCUUCUGAAAAGAAAUUGAUUACUAGUGCUUUUUUGUUCACUAUAUUUAAACAGCUGUAUAUUCAUUCGAAUUUGCAAUACAAGACUUUAGUCUGCAACGCUACUCUCCCUCCAACAAAAUAUACUGAUAAUCAAACUGAUAUAAAUGUCAGUCGAUUUGAUCUGUAUGAGAUAUUUGUAAAGUUAUUUUCUAAAUCUCAAUUAAUAUUAAAUGUUCUCUUCAUGUUA
Tetranychus urticae (two-spotted spider mite) is the source of this 1622-nucleotide messenger RNA. RefSeq lists its product as uncharacterized. The record is from RefSeq and is a predicted model, not a curated record. Lineage: Eukaryota; Metazoa; Arthropoda; Arachnida; Trombidiformes; Tetranychidae.